Messenger RNA from Odocoileus virginianus texanus, 1442 nucleotides. The record is from RefSeq and is a predicted model, not a curated record. Lineage: Eukaryota; Metazoa; Chordata; Mammalia; Artiodactyla; Cervidae.
AUGAAUUUGCCUCUGGACGUCUCAGGGGCUCUGAUCCCCGGGGAGCUAGCCAGCAGAGGGACCCGAAGCGGCUCUGUGCUGGCGGAUGCCGACAUGGUGCCCCUGCUGCUGCUGCUGCCCCUGCUGUGGGGGGCUUCCCACCCACUUCGCUCCCUUCCAUCCUCAGACCAGCUCCCAUUUCUCCGGAAGGCUGACAGGACCACCAGGACUGUUGACUCAUCGGCCCCAGUGAGCUCGUCCUUGGUGCUUGUCUCAGGGCCCGUCUUUCUGCAUCAGGAAGGGGGCGGAGCGAGGGUGAGACAGCCCUUGGCUCCACCCACUCAUCUGAGCAUCUCUCACCCAGAUCUGAAUGGCACAUCACUGCCCAUCCUGGAGGGCCAGUUCCUGCGCCUGGUCUGUGUGGCCGACAGCAACCCCCCUGCCAGGCUGAGCUGGCUCUGGGAGGGGAAACCCCUGAGCCCGUCCCAGCGCUCAGACCCCGGGGUCCUGGAGAUACCCCGCGUGGGGGUCGGGGAUGGAGGAGAAGUCACCUGCCGAGCUCAGCACCCGCUGGGCUCCCAGCAAGUUUCCUUCAGCCUCUCUGUGCAGAAAGGCCCCCCUUCCUGCAGCUGUGAGACUGAGGAGCCGCAGGGCUCCUGGCCCCUGGUCGUCACCCUGAUCAGAGGGGCCCUCAUGGGGGCUGGCUUCCUCCUCACCUAUGGGCUCACCUGGACCUACUACACCAGGUGUGCUGGCCACUCGGGUGCUGGGUUGAGGGGUGUGGCCGCGCCUCGCUCCCUGUCAUGAGGAGAUUCACCUGAGAAUGCAGAGCCCAGAGGACAGAUGUGGGGACAUCACUGUCUGCUUCUCCCUGGAAACCCUCCAGUGAAACCCUGUGUUAUUUGCAUCCAUGGGCUUUUAUUUGUGGUGAUGACUGCAUGAUAACAGGAAGCGUCAACUCCAUUGAAAGGAGACUUUCUGACUCACCUCACUUAGUAUGAGAUUAUCCAUGUUCUUAUAUCAAUAACUCAAUGUUGGUUUUGCUAUGGUUUUUGUCUUGAAAGUGGUAUUUUAUGUAUGACUAUUCCUCCAGUUAUGUAUGAACCCUAAAAUACGAUGACAUUGUAUUUGUUUCCUUGUUUUGGCUCUUUCAACAUAUCGUUGAUAUGAAUGUUGUGAUGAAAAUAGGAAGGCUAGCAAGUUUUCCUGGUGGGUAUGAAACUGCAUAUAUUUAGUUCUAGAAGGUACCCUCAAAGGGUUCUCUUGAGUGGUCAAGUGAAUUUCCAUCCCCCCAUCAUAUUUGAGGGUUCUGAGCUGUCUGUAUCUUCAGCAUCACUUAUAUUACCAGCAGACUCAGUUUUCAGUCUUGCCUUCCACUGUGGCAGUGUCUCCAUACCUUUUUAUUUCCUUUAUGUGUGAUAUUGAGCUAUUUUAAUAUCUUCUUUGGUGAAAUUCCUGUUUGA